Galleria mellonella (greater wax moth) is the source of this 2310-nucleotide messenger RNA. It is a transcript of the gene Arp6, whose product is annotated as actin-related protein 6. Bases 254 to 1438 code for a protein of 394 amino acids. The record is from RefSeq and is a predicted model, not a curated record. Gene Ontology annotation, cellular component: Swr1 complex. Gene Ontology annotation, molecular function: nucleosome binding. The transcript has 2 exons. NCBI's taxonomy places the organism in Eukaryota, Metazoa, Arthropoda, Insecta, Lepidoptera, Pyralidae.
UUGUCAUAAACAUUACUUUUUGCUUCUCUGUAUUUUCACAAAUUACGUGAAUAUUUCAAAUUUUUGCAUUUUAUUUUUUUUUACUUCUUAUUACACAGAAUUGUGGGCUUUUUCAAUUCUAUAUGAAUGUGAUAUUUCUUAUUCACGAUUACCGUUAAAUAUAUAUAUAACCUGAAAUCUAAUAUAGCGACAAUACAAUGCGAUUUUAAUUUCUAUCCUAAAAGACCGGUAACCUCAAUUGGGUUAUAUAAAAAUGAGUGAAACCUCCUGCUAUAUCCUCGACAAUGGUGCGUACACCGUCAAAGUGGGUCUCUCUUCGGCAGAGCCGAAGAUUGUACCAAACUGCAUAAUGAAAGCAAAGUCUGAACGGCGCCGUCCGUUCAUCGGCUCCCAAAUUGAUGAAUGCCGCGAUGCUUCCGGUCUUUUCUAUAUACUACCCUUUCAGAAAGGUUUCCUAAUUAAUUGGGACACGCAGAAAACUGUUUGGGACUAUAUAUUCAGCAAGGAGUGCUGUCCAGUAAACUUCAAUGAAACAGCAUUGAUUAUUACUGAACCUUUGUACAAUUUCGCGUCAAUACAAGAAGCUAUGACGGAAAUAUUCUUUGAGGAGUACGAAUGCCAGUCAUUAUUGAGGAUUAAUGCAACUGAUUUAGCUGAAUACCAUUAUAGAAAGAAACAGAAUAAUCAAUGCACCGUUGUGGUGGAUUCGGGGUAUAGUUAUACAUAUAUUGUCCCGUAUAUAAAGGGCAAGAAGUACAGAGAAGGUAUAAGAAGGAUAGAUGUCGGUGGCAAGGUGUUGACGAAUCAUUUGAAAGAGAUAUUGUCAUAUAGACAGUUGAAUGUUAUGGACGAGACGUAUGUUAUAAACCAAGUGAAGGAGGACUCCUGUUUUGUGUCCCAAAAUUUUAUGGGCGACAUGGAGAUUGCUAAGAAGAAGGUCUCGGAAAACACAAUAGUCAAGGAUUAUGUUUUACCCGAUUACACAACGAUCCGGCGUGGCUACCUCCGCGACGUCGUCAAACCCGACGAAGACCUAGAACAGCAGACUCUACGAUUGACCAACGAAAGAUUCUCAAUACCCGAACUCCUCUUCCACCCAUCGGACGUCGGCAUCCCACAAAUGGGCAUCCCCGAAGCUAUAAUACACUCGAUCAAUUCUUGCCCAGAAGAAAAUAAGGAGAAUCUCCUAGAAAAUAUUCUUCUCUACGGUGGCAACACUCUAUUUCCUGGUUUCCGUGAUAGAGUAUACAAUGAGGUACGCUCAAUGGCGUUGGACCACUUCGACGUAAAUGUUACACUCGCUGAAAACCCAAUAACUUAUCCAUGGGAAGGUGGGAAACUGAUCUUUAGAGAUCCCGAGUUCUAUUCCUUCUGUAUGACGAAAGAAGAGUAUGAGGAGGAAGGGAAAACGUUGGCCUUCGAACGCUUUGACAUAUAACGACGCAAACGAGCGAGGUUGUCCUCGGAGUAAUCUGAAAUGGACCCUCGCUCGGUAAACGAUUACAGUAUUGGACUUGGUGAAACUGUUUUUAGAAUACAGACUGUAAAAGAACUCUUUAAAGAAGAUUCUUUAUUGUAUUUUUUUUUUAUAAUUAAUGAUAAGACAGUUAUUAGUAAUGCGGGCUACCAGUCGCAUUGCUAGCAAUGUGACCUGUCAGGUCCCGCCAGCACUAUCCGUAUACGCUGGCGGGGCACCAGUGAGGGAUGAUAAAUGAGGAUGAAACAGGUCAGUUGGCCCUUAGUGACGAAUUCAUACAGAAUAUAACCAAGAUGGUUUCCAGGGGGAACCGCGUGUAGGUCGACCUGAUAACGUGUAUUGUUAGCAAUGGGGCUGUUCGAUCCCUAUCACUAAAAAUCACUUUUCCCCAAUAAUAGGAAUAAAAUAUAGCAAUAAGUUUGAUAUAUUAUUAAGUAUUACUAAUGAAUUCAAUCUCUUGUCUAUUAUGGGUACUGAGUGCAUACUGGGUACAGAGGAAUAACAGCUGAGUCCUCAGGAAUGGCAACGCAUACAUGGGCUAAGCAAUAUACUCUGUUAUGUAAAUGGUACUGCUCAUGUCUAUAGGCGACGGUUACCACUUACCAUCAGGUGGGCCGUCAGCUUGUUUGCCAUUCUAAGUUGUAUAAAAAAAAAAAAAAGAUAAAUUUUCACUGUCUUUAGACAGGAAAAACUCCGCUCACCACUAUAGUUGGCGACCGCUCUCGAUGCGCACAUUCUUAUAGCUAUGUCAAUGUUUGGAUAAAUUAUAUAAAUAUCUUUUAUAAUGUGUAAGUAGAUGCAGAUAUACUUAUUAUAAUAAAAAAAUGGUGGUA